This is a messenger RNA of Rubroshorea leprosula, 1078 nucleotides long. The record is from the annotation of a GenBank genome assembly. NCBI's taxonomy places the organism in Eukaryota, Viridiplantae, Streptophyta, Magnoliopsida, Malvales, Dipterocarpaceae.
AAAUUAAAUUAUAGACUGCAUGUAAUGAAAGCAUGAGAAAUUGUAUUUUACAUGGUGUGAGUGAUUGACCGUAUAUCUGAACCUGUCCCAUUUGUAACAAUCAUUGUUCUUGUUUCUAUUGCAUUUUGCAGUCAACUUCCUCUCGACAGCCAUUUCUUAGAAGCUCAAGGGAUAAUUGAUUAUAGCCUUCUUUUGGGUGUACAUUUCAUUGCUCCUCCCCAACUAAAUGGUCUCGUAGAACCUGCAAAUGCAAUACCCAAUCAAGAGAACACGCCUGAUGUGUGUGGUAGGUAUCACCUAUGGAUCCAACUGUUUCAUAGCAUAAACUGGAGAUGUUUGGUAUGGACAUGCAAAUAAUAAGAACUUGAACCUCAAUUUUGUUUUACUCCUUCCUGAUCUUUGUUUCCUUUUAAUUUAUUAUUUGAAUAGCAUGCAUGCAGCUUAUAAUCUGCUUCCACUAGGUGUGACCUCAGAAAGCGAAUGUUGAUUCCUCGAAAAGGCUUGCGUCUAGUGGUCCAUGAACCUAACUUUGUAGACACAGCACCAGGUCCCCACAUCAGAGGAAGUACAAUGAAGGUUACCAGUGCAACUAGGAGUAAACAUGCCAGCUCAGGCUUGUUAUCCCAACCAAGAAAAUGAGGCAGAUUCAGUAGAAGUUGAACCCUUCGAGGUCCCUGAUGUUGUUCUCUAUAUGGGCAUAAUUGAUAUCUUGCAGAAAUACAAUGUGAAAAAAAGAGCCGAACACGCUUACAAAUCAGUGAAAUUUAAUCCAGUGAAAAUAUCUGUUGUCGAUCCCCGGUUCUAUGCUCAACGGUUUAUCAGUUUCUUGCAGCAAAAAGUUUUCCCCGAGCAAUCAACAUCUUCCUCCUGAUUGCCAUUGUUUCUUAGUAUUAUCUUGUAUUUCCCCAUCCUUUUAGGAUUCUUUUACACAAAAUACAACCAUUCAUUGUUAAGGGAUGCCAUCUGCAACCUAUACAUAGUACUGUUUGUAAAGGGGUUAUUGUUUCUGGAUAUACUAGAGACAAUGAUUCAUGAGUUACAAUAUUCUUUGGUUCUUGCAUAAAAAUACCUCAUGUCU